This is a messenger RNA of Nannospalax galili (Upper Galilee mountains blind mole rat), 1617 nucleotides long. Its product is annotated as zinc finger protein 708-like. The transcript is spliced from 7 exons. Gene Ontology annotation, biological process: regulation of transcription by RNA polymerase II. The record is from RefSeq and is a predicted model, not a curated record. Gene Ontology annotation, cellular component: nucleus. Gene Ontology annotation, molecular function: RNA polymerase II transcription regulatory region sequence-specific DNA binding; DNA-binding transcription factor activity, RNA polymerase II-specific. Lineage: Eukaryota; Metazoa; Chordata; Mammalia; Rodentia; Spalacidae.
AUGAUUUUGCCCAAGGAAACACAAGGCACUCUUAAGGGGAAGGAAAGAUUGCAGCAGCUCGGAGACACGGAAACUGGCACAUCUAGAACCACCACACUAUCCACUGGUUUCUCCUCUCUGGCCAGGGGAGGAACGGAAAGAGGAGCACGGCUUAGUCCCCUUGACCCGCUUCAGGCCUGGGGUAGGGACGGCCCUUGUGUCCCUCUAGCCGGCAGAGUCAGAUGGCAGCGGCUGUGCGGGGAGACCCGAGUCAGGUACGUGCAGAACCAACGUGCAGAAAGGCGUCCCCUUCUGCUGGAGGCCCGAGGAGUGGUCCCUGUCUACUGGAGACUCAGUUUGAAAAACUCAACCGACAGUGAGUGUGGCAUGACCAGGAGGUACAGGAAGACAGAGUACAGGAAAAGUGAUCGGAAGAGAGACAUGGAGAAUCUGGGGGAAGGGUUGGAGAGCCAUCUGUUCCAUGAGGGUGAUAACAUGGAAAUGAGAAGCAUUGGGAACGGGAACUCAGAUUGCUGCCGGUUCACGCACAAAGAGAACAAGAGAGGCAGGGAAAAUCCAGCAUGCCAAGAGGGUGCAGUUAAUGAGGGAGCAGUUAAGGGUAUCCCCCAGGUCGUCCGUGACAUCAGCAAGAAGCAGAGCAAACAGUGGUCGAAUGCAAACAGGUUCAAAUUACAUCAGAGAGGUCAUACUGGAGAGAAACCCUACAGAUGUGAGGAAUGUGGAAAGUCCUUUGGUCAAAAGUCAACACUUAGAACACAUCAGGAAAUACAUACUGGAGAGAAACCCUACAAAUGUGAAGAAUGUUUCAAGUGCUUUAGUCAAAUGUCAAAUCUCAGAGUACAUAAGCGAAUCCAUAUGGGAGAGAAACUCUACAGAUGUGAAGAAUGUGGCAAGUCCUUUAGACACAUGUCAGGUUUUAGAGCACAUCAGCAAAUACAUACAGGGGAGAAACCCUAUAGAUGUGAAGAGUGUGGCAAGUCCUUUAGUCAAAUGUCACCUCAGAGAGUAGUACAUCAGUGAAUACACACUGGAGAGAGACCCUACAAAUGUGAAGAAUGUGGCAAGUACUUUAGUGAAACGUCAAUUCUUAGAGCACAUUAUCAAAUACAUACUGGCGAGAAACCCUACAGAUGUGAAGAAUGUGUCAAGUGCUUUAGUCAAAUGUCAAAUCUUAGACCACAUCAGCAAAUACAUACUGGAGAGAAACCUUACAAAUGUGAAGAAUAUGACAAGUCCUUUAGUGAAAUGUCAAAUCUUAGAAAACAUCAAGUGCAUCAGCGAAUACACACUGAAGAGAAACCCUACAAAUGUGAAGAAUGUGGCAAGUCAUUUAGUCAAAUGUCAAGUCCUAGAGCACUUCAGUGAGUACAUACUGGAGAGAAACCAUACAAAUGUGAAAAAUGUGUCAAGGCCUUUAAUAAAAUGUCACAUCUGAGAGUACCUCAGCAAAUUCAUACUGGAGAGAAAGCCUACAGAUGUGAAUAAUGUGGCAAGCCCUUUAUUCAAAUGUCAAGUCUUAGAGUACACCAGCAACUACAUACAGGAGAGAAACCCUACAGAUGUGAAGACAGUGGCAAGCUCUUUAGUCAAAUAUCAAGUCUUAGAGCUCAUCAGUGA